Arxiozyma heterogenica is the source of this 2559-nucleotide messenger RNA. RefSeq lists its product as uncharacterized. Gene Ontology annotation, cellular component: anaphase-promoting complex. Gene Ontology annotation, molecular function: molecular adaptor activity. The record is from RefSeq and is a predicted model, not a curated record. NCBI's taxonomy places the organism in Eukaryota, Fungi, Ascomycota, Saccharomycetes, Saccharomycetales, Saccharomycetaceae. Gene Ontology annotation, biological process: protein K11-linked ubiquitination; anaphase-promoting complex-dependent catabolic process; metaphase/anaphase transition of mitotic cell cycle. The transcript has a single exon. The coding region runs from base 1 to 2559 and encodes 852 amino acids.
AUGAACCACAAAACACAGGAUGAAAUCAUCACUAAUACUACUUCUACUAUCACAGCCGCAACCAAUAAAACUCACAACGCAAUAAAAAUAUCCGGUGACAGAACUGUUAUUGAAUGGUUGAUCAAUGGAAAGUGUAUUAGAACAUUUGUUUUCUCCAACAAUAAUAUGGAUAAACAAAUACAAAUAGAUGAAUAUAAUGAUUUUGUUUUACUCAAUAACAAUAGUAAUUAUAUUAUUAAAGCUGGAUUUAUAAACUUUUAUGAUAACCAAGAAUGUUUUGUAAUAAUAUUAUCCCACUUUGCUUAUAUAUACUAUCUUUCAAAAAGUUUAUCUUCACACUAUGUUUUCAACAAAAAUAAUCUUUCUUCAACAUUCAGUUCAAUAGAUAUUAAACCAUCUUUUACUACAAUAAAUGACAGUCUGAUAGUAAAUUUUCCAUUUCCAAUAGAUAAAGCGUUUUGGUAUUCAAAUGGCAUAGUAUUACAAACAUUAAAUAACAACAGCUUACAAUAUAAAUGGAUAACAUUUACCGAUCCUAUGUCUCCUUUUGGUAACAUUCAAAUAGAUUCUAAUUUUAUUACUGAAAAUUUGUUUAAUACUUAUUAUUAUAAAAACAUUUCACCUGCUGAUAUGUUACAUUUCCCUAAAAAUGAUGAUUCAAAUAUCACCGUUAUCUUCGAUAAAAUAUCUUCUCAACUUUUAUUUUUCUAUACAAAAAUACGAAGUAGUCCAAAUAAUACAAGUAGUAUACAUUCCACUGGUACAACUACUAUAAACCAAUCAAAUAAAAGAAAAAUGUCUUUCUUAAAGAAAAGGGAUGAUCUAUUAACAGAUUAUCAUAAAAAUUCUUCCAAUUUUAACCAAAAUAGUGCACCAGCAAACAACACUGUCAAUAAAAGGAAUAUAUCAGCAACUAUUGAUAGAAUGAGUAGUGGGAUCAAUAUGACUCUUUCUCAUACUACAGACAUCUCCAAAAAUAUGACUAAUAGUAGUAUACACACAGAUAAUGGUUUACCAGAGGAACUUAUCGGUGAUAUUCCAAACCAAUCCCAUUUUCAAACAAAAGAUGUCACUUUGGUUCAAAUAUCAACCAUAGUGAUACCCUCCAUUAUCAAUCCAAGUUCUAUGUCAUUAAAAUGUCUUUCUUUGUUUUUUGAUAAAAAAGAAAUGAUUUUAGUAUUUGACCCUAUGACUAAAUAUAUAAAAAUAUGGUGUAUUAAUAUGAUACCAGAUGUUAUAAACUCCAUUCAAUUUAAAAAGUAUGGUAAUUCACCACCCAAUUUAAUAACCUUAGAAGAUUUACCGGUGGAUGAUAUAUUUACCAAAAACACAAUUUCAAAUAUUAUACCAUUAGAUAUCGACAUGAAUGAAAAUAUAAAAUAUUCUGAUAUUAUACAUUCUACUUUAAUUAUAAAAUUUGAUAAUAAAAGUUUUAUAUUUUAUAAUCCAUUCCUAAAGGUAUAUUCUCCAUUAUUUUCAAAAAUGAAUACACAUGUUAGCAUCAUUACUAUGUUCCCUCAAUCAUCUUUCAUGAAAUCAAUAUUCAAUGCAUUAAGUCUCAUUAUAGAACAAUCAAUGUACUACAAAUUAUUUUAUUUAUGGCAAUAUUUAUAUUUUAAUCAAGAUAAUAACACAGAUAAUAUAGCCGAAGAAUUUCAAAUAUUUACAGAUAUUUUACUGGCGUUGAUAUAUGCAAAAACUGAUGAUUCAAAAAUUCCAACCUAUAUUACAUCUUUAUCACUUUUUCAAGCAUUAGUGCGUAAUCACGAUAUUCAGGUAAUUUUACCAAAAAUAAUAAUGGGAUUACAUUUAAUUAGUGAAGAACUAUAUUUAAAUAUUCUUAAUAAAAAUAAAAAGAUAAAAUUAGAUGAAUUCUUAUCUAAUGCUAUUCAAUUAAUGAAUUGGCCACGUCCCUGGAAACUCUACUAUAAAAGUAAAGGCCACACGGAUAUUUUUUUACAUAUUAAGAAUAAAUUUCCGUUUGCUCAUCCUCUAGACGAACCACCGUCUAUUAUGAAAUCGUUAUAUAGCAUAAUUGAAAAUAGUCAAAUACCAGUGACUCCUUUUAUAAGCUUUGCCAGAUUAAUAGAAACAAACGACUCUACCAUUGACCUUCUCAUAACUCCCUGUUGUUUCAAACUAUUGAGCUUAUACGAGUUUAUUCAUUCCUCUAAAUUUAAUACUAUAUAUAAUAAUGAACAACAGCCUUCCAUUAUGACUAUAUUAAAAAAAUUAAAUAUAGAUAAAUUAGAAAUUGAAUUGUACCCAUUAGCCAUACACAACUUGAUAAAGAAAUUACUUAAUGAAUAUGAAAAAAAUAUUACUUCUCCUAAUAUGGGAAUUGAUUUAUCUUUAAUCGAAAGACCUGAUAUUGCAAGAUCAAUUAGUUUAGUGGGUAGAAAAAGAUACCCAAGAGAAACGAGACUAGAUUCAAACAAACAACAUGGUGUAAUUAAUACUUCUAUAAAUAGAUAUGGAUCAAGCAUCCAUUCAUCAAAAAUAUUUAUAUCAGCAGCACACAACCCCCCCAAGUUACAACCAACAUCCUAUAGCAUUUAA